GAAAAAUUAUAGAUAUGAUAACAUGUACAUGAAAGAAGAUUGUCAAAUUAAAAAGUGUCAAUAAUUGAUAAUAGAAAUUUACAGAGGCAUGGAUUUUGAAAGUCCAGAUGUGGAGAAGGAGUUUCCGGGACUGUACGCUUCAGAAUCAGCACGAAAGAGUAAUGAAAGCGAUUUUAGUGAUGAGGGUGGACAUGAUCACAAGCAUUUGAAGAAAGAGCUUUUGGGUGGAAAAAAAAAAGAUAAAAAGGACAAGAAAGAUCGCGGCUAUGCCACACUGGAGGGAGAAAGUUCACCAGAUGAGGAUCAAGAAACAAAAAGCCCAUCGAAAUCAAAAAAAUCCAAAGCUUUCAAAUUUCCCUCGAAGAAACGAGAAAAAUCUCGGGAAAAGGAAAUAAAGGACAAGGAUAAAGAUGAAAAAGAUAAGGACAGGAAGAAACGUGACAAAGAUGAUAAAGAUAAGGAUAAAGACAAAUUGAAGCACAAAGUGAAAGAUCGUAAGAAAUGUAAACAUAGCGAUGAAGUUGCUGACAUUGGUGAGGCUCAACCAAUUUUUGGUGCGAGUCUGCACGCAGCUGUUGAACGAUCCAGAUGCCAUGACGGGGUUGAAUUACCUCUAGUUGUUCGUAACUGUAUUGAUUAUUUGGAAGAAUUUGGUAUGACAACGGAAGGCUUAUAUAAAAUUCCUGGGGUCAAAUCCAAAGUACAGAAUUUCAAAAAGCUUUAUAACCAACGAGAAACUGUAAAUGUACUGGAUUUUGAACCCGCUGUUGCGGCAAGUCUAUUAGUUCUUUUUUUAAAAGAGCUACCCGAACCAGUUUUGGAAAACAGUGGAAUAAUAUCAAGAUUUGAACAAGCUUCAUCAACGAAAGAAGUUGCACAGAGAGAAUCACAAUUGUCACAAUUAGUGAAACAGUUACCAGAGUGUAAUAGAGUCCUUCUGGCAUGGGUAACAUUGCACUUGGAUCACAUCACUGUCAGGGAAAAAACAACCAAAAUGAAUGCUCAAACAAUAGCCAUGACAUUGAGCCCAGUUCUGCAAAUGAGCCAUAGACUCCUUCUGGCUCUUCUCUGUCACUGUAAAGCACUAUUUCCAGAUGUUCAAUUGACAAAAUACAUUCCUCCACUGCCGUCGGGAAGUGCCAAUCUUCCUGAUGAACCAGAAUCUAUUGCUGUAGAACUGGUGAAGCAGGAAUCGUUACUAGCUCAAAUACAUAUGCAAAUGAAUGCUGGCUUUGUUACAAAGUCACGUGAAGAACAAUUAUGGGAAGUUCAGAGAAUCAUAACUCAAUUAAAGCGAAAGUAUAAAAUCGUUCAAAAAUUAGAGGGACAGAUUCAAAAGAGUCUAGAUGAAGAUACAAAAUCUAAUGAGGAAAAUCACGGCAAUGGCUUACAAAAAUAUACCGAUCAAACUCAUAAUUCAACAGAAGCCAUUUCUGUAACAAUGAGAAGUACUCAAAUAAAUGAUCCAAAAUUACACGAACAAUUCAAAGAAAAUUAUGAUUCUCCGAAUACUCCUGGAGAAGGUGGUGUUGAAAUACAAUUUCCAUCAAGUGAAGACAUCACCAAUCACCCUUGUACAAAAAUACUCAAAAUUGAAAAGCAAGAUGAGCACUUAUCCAACAAUGUUGAGGAAAUUCAACAAGCACCGAUAGAAGAACUAUCAAUGGAAAAAGUGCGCGAGAGUCUCAUCUAUGAAGAAUUAUUAAAUACAGAGGCAUUAUUGAGAACCCGAAUCAUGCAAGAAAAGAAGGAAAUUAAAAAAUUGAUGGACAUGCUGGCAGAAAAAGGCCCAGAGCAAAUGAUAUCCAAGGAAAGAGCGUAUUCUCCAAAUGAGGCAGAAAUUACCGCUAUGAUUCAAUUGUCAAAGGAAAAUCAGCUUUUAGAGAAAAAAAUGACCACACUCAUUCGGAGUAUUAUCGAAGAAAAAGAUGCCUGUGUUGAACUCAGAGUUCAAUUAGCUAUUCAUCAGCUAAUGGAAAACAAUACUCUCCAGAGUCUCAAGGACAAAAUAUAAAUUGAAUAAAUUCUAUUAUUCAUAAUGAAAUUGUUUCACAUCGUUGUACAUAAAGUUAUUGUAUGUAAAUUCUAACGAAUAAAAAUCAAAUAUUUGAAACGUAA
Molecule: messenger RNA, 2118 nt
Organism: Diachasma alloeum
Lineage: Eukaryota; Metazoa; Arthropoda; Insecta; Hymenoptera; Braconidae
Gene: Rlip
Product: ralA-binding protein 1
Exons: 8
Coding region: 89-2014 (641 amino acids)
Biological process (GO): small GTPase-mediated signal transduction
Molecular function (GO): small GTPase binding; GTPase activator activity
Source: RefSeq, a predicted model, not a curated record